This is a messenger RNA of Neoarius graeffei (lesser salmon catfish), 2408 nucleotides long. It is a transcript of the gene txndc5, whose product is annotated as thioredoxin domain containing 5. The transcript is spliced from 10 exons. Gene Ontology annotation, biological process: protein folding. Gene Ontology annotation, cellular component: endoplasmic reticulum. The record is from RefSeq and is a predicted model, not a curated record. NCBI's taxonomy places the organism in Eukaryota, Metazoa, Chordata, Actinopteri, Siluriformes, Ariidae. Bases 99 to 1331 code for a protein of 410 amino acids. Gene Ontology annotation, molecular function: protein disulfide isomerase activity.
UGCGAAUCUGCUGCAGUGUAAUCGUGUGAUUGGGCCUUUUAGAAAGCAGUGCAGUCCCGUUUCAUUCACUGUGUAACUGUAUUCCGCUUAGUGUCAUCAUGGCCACAUCAGCACUGAAAAUGCACCGCGUUGUAAUAAGUGUCCUUUACAGUGCAUUUCUCUUUAGUGUAACGUUGUGCGAUAAUGACACAGACGAGGAUGAGCACACCGAGCACACUUACACAGUGGAGAUGUUUAACGACGCUAUUCCGACCGCUCCACACUUCGUCAUGUUCUUCGCACCUUGGUGUGGUCAUUGUCAGAGGCUGCAAGGGACCUGGAAUGAGCUGGCAGAGAAAUACAACAACAUGGAAUCUCCCCCUAUCUAUGUGGUUAAAGUAGACUGCACAAAGGACACAAAGUUUUGCUCCAGCACCCAUGGGAUUCGAGGAUAUCCCACUUUGAAGCUAUUUAAACCUGAGCAGGAAGCAGUGAAGUAUCAGGGGCCAAGAGACCUGCAUUCUCUCGAGACCUGGAUGCUGAAAACACUUCAGGAGGAGGAAAUGGUGCCACAGAGUGAGCCUGAGGAUCCCAAAGUGCCAGAGUCCCUGCAGGGCAUGUAUGAGCUUACUGCCUCCAAUUUCAAAUCGCAUAUCUCCAAAGGCUCUCACUUUGUGAAGUUCUUUGCACCAUGGUGUGGUCAUUGCAAAGCUAUGGCUCCCACAUGGGAGCAGCUUGCCACCAGUUUCGAACACUCAGAGUUGGUCAAGAUUGGCAAGUUAGACUGUACUCAGCAUUAUGAGAUCUGUUCAGAGAACCAGGUGCGAGGCUACCCCACAUUGCUGUUCUUUACCGAUGGAGAAAAGAUAGAUCAGUACAGGGGAAAACGUGAUCUGGAGUCCUUUAAAGAAUUUGUGGAUAAUCACUUGGCAGCUGCCUCUUUAAAAGAUGAGGCUGCUGCCGAGGAUGCAAAAAGCAAUGAAGUGCUACAGAACACGGAUUCUGUUAAAGAGGAGUCCACGGUCAAAAUCCUCACUGAAAGCAACUUUGACGAGUCUAUUGCUAAAGGAAUUGCCUUCAUCAAGUUUUAUGCUCCAUGGUGUGGCCACUGCAAGAACCUGGCUCCUGUUUGGGAGGACCUGUCUAAGAAGGACUUUCCUGGCCUGACUGAUGUCAAGAUUGCAAAAGUGGACUGCACUGUUGAGAGAACACUCUGCAACAGGUUUUCAGUGAACGGAUACCCGACACUGCUGAUAUUCCGAGGAGGGCAGUUGGUUGAAGAGUAUAACAGUGUACGUGACUUGGAGAGCUUGCACAGCUUUGUCAUGAAGCAAGCCAGAGAUGAGCUGUAGCUCUACCUCAUUACUCACAAAACCUGUAGUUAUACUUGACCUUGUUCUGUUUUUUUUUUUUUUCCUCCCAGCUAGGCAGCACUUAUUUCCAUAAAUGAAAACAUCUUCCUUUAGAAAUAUACAAGCUUUCCAUUCUUGCCUAUUUUUUUACGAGAGCAGUUACUAUAACUUUUAUUAUUAAAUGAAAUUUGAAUGUAUUUGAGUUCAGCUAUGUCUCUUUCAAUGGAUGGAAAAGGUACUUCUGACAACCACUUUUCCAGUAAUGGAGAUACCUCUUCUUUUUCCGUAAACUAUCUGUUCAACAUUGUUAUAGUCUGGCAUAUUGGGCCAGCAGUACAGUUUGUAACUUGUAAGAAACUGUAACUUGGCUCUCAGGGAGAACUUUUUGUUUUAAAUAUAAUGAGUUGUUCCUUCAUUUUGCCUUGUUUCUUACCCUUUUCACCUCUGGUUCCUACUUUAUGCUUGAAAUGUGUUGACUUCUUGAUACUUAAACUCCCUUUGUGUUUUAUCAGGUUUCCCUGUGGGAAAACUCAAACUUUAAAACCAUCUUCAGUCAUCACUGACCUAUAUUUUCCCCAGUUAAUUAUCACACCCUUUUAGAGAUAGUACACCGUGAUUAGUACAGGAAAAACACAAGGCUUCUGGGAGUCCUGGAGAAUCACUGGUGGUUUUAGGGAGAUAUCUGAAAUUGUAUUUUUUUUGCAGAAGAAGCCUUUGUCUUCAUUCCUUUUAAAUACUUGAUUAGAAAAUGUAACCUUUGAUCCCAGAAUUGGCAUCAUGAUAUGACACUUGCAAAUCAAAAUGGUAAAACGUCAAUUUUAUCACUACUUAUAAGUUUAAAAGAGCAGUGCAAUUUUGUAUAUGUAUGAUUACUCGCUCAUACAUGUUACUGGGUUUCUACUACCGGUACACCUGUUUCUAUACCUGUAAGAUAAAUGAAAGAAAAACGCAUCCAUCUAGAAAGUGGUACGGUAAAUACAGAAGCAGACCAGUAUCUUUCACUACAAAAUGAUUUUGUACAAAACCAUUUUAAAACUUGUACUACAAAUGUCAUUAAAUUUUUUUAAAAUCCAAAAA